GAAGUCCCAGGAGCCCGGAUGUUCAGUACAUAGGGAGGGUCUGGCCUCUUGUUCAGCCUUUUCCUGAGGAGCUAACCACGUUGGUUGCACCCGUUCCUGGCUCACCGCUGUUCGCUUUGAAUUCUCUCGAAUAAGUCGGUCAGGAAUAAUCACAAUGGCUUUUAAGGACACUGGUAAAGCACCUGUGGAAGCUGAGGUUGCCAUUCACCGCAUCCGCAUCACCCUCACCAGCCGCAACGUCAAGUCUCUGGAGAAGGUCUGCGCAGACUUGAUCCGUGGCGCCAAGGAGAAGAGCCUGAAGGUGAAGGGACCUGUCCGCAUGCCAACCAAGACUCUGCGCAUCACCACCAGAAAGACUCCCUGCGGUGAGGGAUCCAAAACUUGGGAUCGCUUCCAGAUGAGGAUCCACAAGCGUCUGAUCGAUCUGCACAGUCCAUCUGAAAUCGUCAAGCAGAUCACUUCCAUCAGCAUCGAACCUGGUGUAGAGGUUGAAGUAACCAUCGCAGACGCAUAAACAACGCAGAUGAUUCAUUAAAGAAAUUAAUAAG
Messenger RNA from Scophthalmus maximus (turbot), 548 nucleotides. It is a transcript of the gene rps20, whose product is annotated as ribosomal protein S20. Gene Ontology annotation, biological process: translation. Gene Ontology annotation, cellular component: cytosolic small ribosomal subunit; ribosome. The record is from RefSeq and is a predicted model, not a curated record. Gene Ontology annotation, molecular function: structural constituent of ribosome; RNA binding. The transcript has 4 exons. The coding region runs from base 155 to 514 and encodes 119 amino acids. Lineage: Eukaryota; Metazoa; Chordata; Actinopteri; Pleuronectiformes; Scophthalmidae.